Messenger RNA from Cottoperca gobio, 590 nucleotides. RefSeq names its product cytochrome c oxidase subunit 8A (gene cox8a). Gene Ontology annotation, cellular component: respiratory chain complex IV; mitochondrion. The record is from RefSeq and is a predicted model, not a curated record. The transcript is spliced from 2 exons. NCBI's taxonomy places the organism in Eukaryota, Metazoa, Chordata, Actinopteri, Perciformes, Bovichtidae. The coding region runs from base 96 to 308 and encodes 70 amino acids. Gene Ontology annotation, biological process: mitochondrial electron transport, cytochrome c to oxygen.
CUUCCUGUGAGGAGAUGAAGAGAGACGACCUUUACAUUGAUCCACUUCCUCUUGACAACAUCAUCUUCUUCACCGCUUCUUAGUAGCAGAUAAACAUGUCGGGGCUCCUGAGGACCGUCGCCAACCGUGCUGCUCCCGUCAUGCGAGGACACACCGUCACUCUGAGGGCUAAUAUCUACAACAGCCCGGCCAAGGAGAAGAUCGGCCCAGUUGAAACUGUCAUUGCAAUGAGCAUGUUCUCCUUGGCCAUCCUGGGACCAGCUGGAUGGAUCCUGUCCCACUUGGAGGAAUACAAGAAUAAAGAAUAAAGUGGACAUUUCAACAGUCUCAUACCUCAUGUCUCCAGAGACAACCUGGGACCAUCAAUAUGUUCUGCUGCAGAGAAGAACAUGGAACAAGUUUUACCAUCACUCUCUACCUCUCUGACAGUCCACUCCACAUCCCACAUAGAAAGCAAACUGACUCUGUGCUGUAGCUCUUCCCUCUUAAACAAUAUGUUACAAGAUUAAACUUAAAAACAAUUAUGUUGCUUGUUGUUUAUGUUUCUUGUCUGAAUAUUCUUUGGAUAAAACUUUUUAUUUAAAACAUUA